Molecule: messenger RNA, 777 nt
Organism: Budorcas taxicolor (takin)
Lineage: Eukaryota; Metazoa; Chordata; Mammalia; Artiodactyla; Bovidae
Gene: NDUFB11
Product: NADH:ubiquinone oxidoreductase subunit B11
Exons: 3
Coding region: 214-678 (154 amino acids)
Source: RefSeq, a predicted model, not a curated record
CCAUAGUCUGAGAGAAUAAGAGGGUGGUUGCUUCCCUGAAGUCAUGACAGAGUGAGGCAAAAAGAACCUCUCACCCGUUCUAAAGCAAAGUCCUGAUUCGGGACCUAUUUCGUGCGGCGGGGGCGGAGCGACAACUCUCGCGCUUAGAACAACUGCAGCUGCGCGGAGUCACACUUCCGUCCCCGACCCCGAGAGCUUGCAGAAAGAUCUGUUAUGGCGGCGGGGAUGUUGGGUUUGUGCGGCCGCCGCCUUUUGGCAGUAGCGGCGACGCGAGGGCUCCCGGCUGCCCGUGUUCGCUGGGAAUCUAGCUCCUCCAGGGCUGUGAUCGCCCCGUCCACUCUGGCGGGAAAGCGGCCGUCAGAACCGACUUUACGCUGGCAGGAGGACCCAGAACCCGAGGACGAAAACCUCUACGAGAAGAACCCAGAUUCCCACGGUUAUGACAAGGACCCUGCUGUGGACGUCUGGAACAUGCGAGUUGUCUUCUUCUUCGGAUUCUCCAUCGUCUUGGUCCUUGGCAGCACCUUUGUGGCUUAUCUGCCUGACUACAGGAUGCAGGAGUGGGCCCGCCGGGAAGCUGAGAGGCUUGUGAAAUACCGAGAGGCCCAUGGCCUCCCCAUCAUGGAAUCCAACUGCUUCGACCCCAGCAAGAUCCAGCUGCCAGAGGAUGAGGACUAACUGGUUGCCAAAAGAGGCAUAAGAAGCACCACCUUCUCUACCCUGCCUGCCAUUCUGCCCUCUCCUCAGAGCCCCUAAUUAAAGGGACUGAAAGUGUGA